Messenger RNA from Equus quagga, 1574 nucleotides. It is a transcript of the gene SNX22, whose product is annotated as sorting nexin 22. NCBI's taxonomy places the organism in Eukaryota, Metazoa, Chordata, Mammalia, Perissodactyla, Equidae. The record is from RefSeq and is a predicted model, not a curated record. The transcript is spliced from 6 exons. Gene Ontology annotation, molecular function: phosphatidylinositol phosphate binding. The coding region runs from base 70 to 714 and encodes 214 amino acids.
UCUCUGGUCGCCGCAGGGAGAGCUCAGGCUCCGAGCGCAGCGCACGGAGGGGAGGGGGCCGGGGCGCAGAUGCUGGAAGUUCACAUCCCGUCGGUGGGGCCCGAGGCCGAGGGGCCCAGGCAGAGCCCAGAGAAAAGCCACAUGGCGUUCCGGGUGGAGGUGCUGUGCCGGGGGCGCAGGCACACCGUGCUGAGGCGCUACAGCGAGUUCCACGCGCUGCACAAGCGGAUCAAGAAACUGUACAAAGUGCCGGACUUCCCCUCAAAACGCCUGCCCAACUGGAGGACCAGAGGAUUGGAGCAGCGGCGGCAGGCCUUGGAGGCCUAUAUCCAGGGCGUUCUGUACCUGAACCAGGAUGUGCCCAAGGAGCUACUGGAAUUCCUGAGUCUUCGGCACUUCCCCACAGACCCCAAGGCCAGCAGCUGGAGCUCACAGCUGCACCACCGGCCUGUCAUCAGCUUCUGCGUGGAUCCCUACAUUUCCAUCCCAUCCCCAGCCAGGACCCGACGCACAUCUUCCGUCACGUUCACAAGGCCGUUUCCUGACCACCGUGGCCUGAAACAGAUCCUCUGCUUGUCGGCACUUCAACAACGGCUGACUUCCCUCACCAUAUGUGGGCUCUUAACACUCAGGAUCUCACCUACCCCUCACAGCACCCACAACUCUUGCCACUCUCACUUUACAGAAGAGGAAAACAAAGCUCAGAGGUCCUGAGGUCACAAAGCAAGAAGGUGGCAGACACUAGGUUACACCCAACUGUAUCUGACUCCAUGAAUACAUGCAUCCUUCCCCAUCCACUGUUGCCACUAGCUACCACUUAAAUCUUGUAUUGUUAUGUAAUUUUCAGAGUGUUUUCUCCUAGUUUUUCCCACCUAAAUGAUAAACAACUUGAGGACAGAGCCUGAGUCCUAAAAGCUGUAUUACCGCCCAUGUGUGAGUUUUCAGGUAUUGGAAGUGAAAGGGAGUUGCUGUUCCACUGAUUUUUGUGUCCUCAGCACCCACCAGAGUCUGGCCAAUGAAUAUUCAUUGAUGGGGUGAACUGAAUCUGUGGUCCGAGGGGACAGUAGGCUGUGCACCAAAGUAUGGCGAGACCUGUGGGUUAGUUAGUCCAGGGUAUCUGUCUGUCUGUCCUAUGUGUACAAGUAAUGCAGAGGCAAGACAGUCAGCUCUCGCUAAGUGGUCGCUGGUGGGAAACUGCCAAGGAAAGCAACUUCUCCCACCUUUGCUGGGGCUUCAAAGGUCGCCCCACACAGGCUUUGCAUGCCUGACCCACCCCUGUGUUUCACUUGCUCCCCUCCCUCCAGGAGGUAUUAUUGCAAGAAAAGUCACCAAGGCUAUAGGCCUGGAUCAGCAGCUCUGCCAGCUAAGCGAGAUCCUCUUAUGUCCACCUGACCCCCCAUUACUCCCUCUCCUUUGUCCUGGGUUCCCCAUACAAAGAAGGGUGCAGCUGGUCUCAAUGAAGAUAACAGGCCUGCCCCUGGAGCUGAGGAAGGAAGAGGCCUCAUCUACCCAACACAGCCAGGCCCUCCCACCUUGGAGGCUGCACUGACAGACCCCUCUGCCCAGAGGACCUG